Molecule: messenger RNA, 5986 nt
Organism: Bombus huntii
Lineage: Eukaryota; Metazoa; Arthropoda; Insecta; Hymenoptera; Apidae
Product: kinesin-like protein KIF18A
Exons: 7
Coding region: 3020-5668 (882 amino acids)
Biological process (GO): microtubule-based movement
Molecular function (GO): microtubule motor activity; microtubule binding; ATP binding
Source: RefSeq, a predicted model, not a curated record
UGAGGUUAUGUGAUAGAGGAACGCGUGGAUGAAUUUAUGAUAGAAAUAUAUAUAUUGAAGUAAGCAUAAGUAUAAGUGUAUGCUGAUCUAAAUCCUCAUUCUAGCAGUGUUACAUUACAACAACUGACAUUACUAAAAAAUUAACCUUGACAUUGUAACCCAAAAACAACAUUCAUAUUCAAGGGCACAAUAAUAUGGACCUCUCCAUUUUUAAUUUUUUGCUUCAGUAAAUUUUAUUUUCUUCGUAACGGCCGUUUCCAGGUCACGGGUAUACAAAAGAGAAAGAUUUGGAGUUUUCCUAGAAGUAAUUAUUUCAACAAUAUAUAUAUAGUAUUUUUCUCAAUAUAUAUAUAUAGUAAUACUAUAUAUAUAUAGUAGUAUAUAUAUAGUAUUUUCAAAUUUUAAUGUAGAAGACUUAUAUUAAUAAUUAUGUUAAUAAAAUCAAAUGUAUCAUUUUAGUGAUUAUUUUUAUUAAAAGCAGUUAAUUAAUUAACCGUUUUAGUGUCAGGGGUUUUUAAGAAUUCGUUCGGAUUGUCCCAUGCAGCGCGAUAGCGUUUCGUUUAUUUAUUUGCGAGAAAUGCCGAUCGACGCGAUCGCGCUACUCGUUUUUUUCGUUAAAAUAUUCGCUCAACGCGCUCGCGUUUCGUUUCAUCAGUCAUAUCAGAAACGUUAUACUAAACAUUCAAAAGGUUGCGAAAUAUUCGUGCUUUACGUUUUGUUUGCGUGAUAACAUUCUAUAAUAUAGGAUUUGGUUUUUCAAUUCAAGAGAGAUAACAAGUUUAGAUGUCGACUGAUUGACUAACAAACUGAGAUGUAUUCUGGUCGAAAGGAUGAUAGCAAGUAAGAAUAUGGUCUGUGACGGCGAUAUUUAUACGAAAAUAUUGAUGAAUAUUGGCCGUUCUCCACCAACGGUUACUCGAGGGUGGAGUUGAGAAAACCCCGCUUUUCCCUUGUUUUAUCGCAAUGAACAAUAACCCUAAGAAACUUCUCAACUUUUAAAAUGUUUAUAACAAUGGACUGUAAAAAAUGCUAAAUUUUAUGGCGGUUCCUUAGGAUUAUUAUGGGCCUGAAUUGAUAUGUCUUGACAACUGGUGGUCAUCUUAAUCGAGGGAUGCGAUUAUGUUUUAUGACAAGAUUACAGGGCAAUGGAUACGAAAAAGAAAAGAACGAAGUCAAGUUGGAGACCUAAUUCAACUUCUGAAUCUGACGAUAGCAGUAGUAAGAUCGUUCCAGUUUCAAAAAGAAGGAGAAUAGACGUUUUUGAUACAUCUAGUAGCGAAGAUAGUAUUCCAUGCAGUUUUAUCUGUUCUGCUACAUCUGCAAGUGCUUCUAUUAAUGAUAUAGGUGAACAAGAGAAUUUAUUUUCCUUUACUGAAGGCACUGGGCCACAGCCAUCGCUAACUAACAAAUCUAAACCUAUCGAUUAUUUUAAUUUGUUCAUCGAUUCAUUCCUGCUAACAUUAAUGGUUCGCGAAACGAAUAAGUACGCCGAACAAUUAAUAAAAUCACGUAAAAUCACCCAAAGAUCUCGAAUGAAACUAUGGAAACCAGUUACUUUGCUCGAAAUAAAGGCGUUUAUAGCAGUUUUAUUGGAAAUGGGGAUAACGAGGCGACCAACGAUAUUUUCUUAUUGGACCGAAAAUUCAAGGAGCAUACCCUGGUUUUCAAAAAUGUUUUCGCGAAAUAGAUUCCAGCUUAUUUAUCAAUGUUUUCAUUUAGUCGAUAAUAAAGAAUGUUUCCCACCAGGCCAUGAAAAGUACGACCCAUGCCUAAAAUUUAUGCCAAUAGUUGAACACGCGAAUAGAGUAUCCAAAUUAAUUUCGACGCAUGCUUCAAAUGACAAUACCAUAGUAAUUAAAAAACGAAAUGAAAACGAAAGAAGUGGAGCAAAACCAUACAUAGGUUAUGAUAGUUAUAUGAGGGGAGUUGGCAAAUCGGACAAAAUGUUAUACGUCUAUCUUGAUGAACGCCGCACGGAAGUUAGCAAAAAGAAGCCAAUGACUCGAUUGGAAUUUACAUCAAGUAUUAUAUCUGAAAUAGAGCAUGAAUGGAUGCAAGUCAAAAAACAACAUAUGUUUAAGUGUCUUCCAUGUCCAUGGGCUCAAGAGCGGAUGAAUCUCAAAGAUAGUACUUCGACGAGCAAUUUCACCCAUCAGGGUAAGCAAGGAAGGAUAUCCAAGAAUAGAGAAGAGUGGACAGGCGUCGAAAUUGCGAUCGAAGAUGAGUUUUUUUGAGCGGAUCAAUUUUAUCUAUUUUUGAGAGAUAAUUUUCUUGUAUUCUUGACAAGCUAACUUCUGAAUAAAUCUUAGCUUUAAAAUAAAAGAUUUUUCAAUUUUCGCGCACUCCAGAGAGCAGGGCGGUUCAGAGCUCCACGCUCCAACUCACUCACCAUUUUUCCCCAAAACCGCAAACGUAACAUGACAAUUCAAAGUUGAAUUUUUUUUUUUGGUGUAAUAUUAAUGUAGAUAGAUAUUUGGGAAAUUAACACUAAUAUACUGAACACAGCCACAUAAAUAGGUCUUAACACUAAUAUACCGAAAGCAUAGAAAAAACCAUCCGAUAAUUGAGUCGUGAAAAAUCGACAUAGUAGAUAAGAGGUAUCGUUCUGUCCAUGCAUAAUAUGUACUGAAUUUAUCAGACAGAACCAGAGACCCUCUAUUUGUCCCUGUUUGAACAACAACGAAAACUUAGUUGCCUUCCAUGUUGCUUUUUCAUGACCCAAUUUUCGGGCACGUUUGAUCUCAGCACGGCCCAUAAUGUGACAUGAAGUGGACAAAAAUCAAAAUAAUUAUUAUUCGAUUUUGAUCUCAUUAUUCGAUGAUAUCAUCAGUCUAUAAGUAAGUAAUAUAAGUAAUACUGAAAGAAAAAUAAAACAAACUCAAAGUUGAAUUUCUGUUUGGAAAAAUUCCCUAAAAUGUCACUAUAAAUAUGUUUACUAUUGUCAAAACUGUCUUUGAAGAGUUCAGGAUGCAGAAAUUUAAAUUUGAACACUUAGUUUACAUUCAACGGCCAGUAAUGGAUGUUCGUAUGUAAGUUAGUAAAGUUUACUAUGGUGUUUAAUAAAAGAGAUUUGGCGAAAGCAUUUUCGCCAAACAAAGUUAAAAAGUUGCCAAAGAAACGAAUUUCAAACAAUUCAACAAAGCCAAGCACAAGUGGAAGCCCAAGUUUAUCCAUACAAACUGAAUCUGGUUCACAGACGAGUAUUAAAGUAAUCGUAAGAAUACGACCGCAAAAUGAGCACGAACAGCAGGGCAAUUGUAAAACUGUUUUGAAGAUCGUUGACGAUAAAAUGCUAAUUUUCGAUCCUAAAGAAGAGGAGAAUCCAUUUUUUUAUCAUGGUGUUGCUCAGAAAGGUCGUGAUUUGCUUAAGAAACAAAAUAAAGAAUUGCAAUUCAUCUUUGACAAAAUAUUUGACAUGACGUCGAAUAACAGUGAUGUAUUUGAAGGAAGUACGAAAGAUUUGAUUUGCAAUCUUUUGGAUGGUUAUAAUUGUUCUGUAUUUGCAUAUGGAGCAACUGGUGCUGGAAAAACUCAUACUAUGCUUGGUAGUAGCAAUGAUCCUGGUAUCACAUACAGGACAGUCGCAGAAUUAUUUUAUCAAAUAGAACAGCAGAGUGAUCAACGUGAAUUUAAUUUAGGUGUAACGUAUUUAGAAAUUUAUAAUGAAAAUGUGCAAGAUCUUUUACAUAAAUCUGGUCCUUUGCAUUUAAGAGACGAUGGUAGAUAUGGAGUAAUUGUUGCUGGUCUUAAAAUAAUUGCUAUUCAGAAUGCUGAAGAAUUAUUGACACUUUUAGCAAAAGGCAAUAAAAAUCGCACUCAACAUCCUACUGAUGCAAAUGAGGAAAGUAGCAGAAGUCACGCAGUUUUUCAAGUUUAUAUUAAUAUCACCAACAAAAUGGAUGGUCAAGUACGACAAGUUAAACUGUCUAUGAUUGAUUUAGCUGGUUCUGAAAGAGCUUCUGCUACAGGUUGUAAAGGGGCAAGGUUUAAAGAAGGUGCAAAUAUUAAUAAAUCUUUAUUGGCUCUAGGCAACUGCAUUAAUAAGUUAGCAGAUGGUGCAAAACAUAUAACAUACAGAGAUUCUAAAUUGACUCGUCUCUUAAAAGACUCAUUAGGUGGAAAUUGUCAGACAGUUAUGAUAGCUAACAUAGCACCUUCUAGCUUUAGUUAUGAGGAUACAUACAAUACAUUGAGAUAUGCAAAUAGAGCAAAGAAGAUCAAAACUCAUAUAAAGAAAAAUAUUCUAUCCUGUGAAAUGCAUGUAACUGCAUAUAUAAAAAUGGUUGAAGAACAAAAGAAAGAAAUAAAUUAUCUAAAACAAAAGCUAUUAGCAUUUGAAAAUAGUUCGCAGCAUGUAUUACCACAGGGUCAAGGUAAUAACAUUAAUGAGGAAAUAGAUAAAGCUGCACUAAUUGAUAGCAAUAAAUUAAUUGAAUUACUUCAAAAAAAGAGAAUUCUGAAUGAAAAAGUCCUUUCAUUAGAAAGCGCAGACAAGAUAUUAUGCUGUAGAAUUCAAUAUAAGAAAGCAGCAGAUGAAAGAUUGCAUAAUCUAACAGCAGCUGUUGAUACUUUGACGCUUGAAGAACAAAAUGCAAGUGGUAAAUCAAGAGUUAAUAAAUCACUGCAUUACUUUGAACGACAAAGAGAUUCGUUAAAGAUACAGAUGGAAGCAGCAUGGGAAGAACUGUGUUCAGUAGAAACAGAAAUACAAAAACUGUAUGCGGAAGCAAAGUUAAAGAAACUUAUAAAAUUAGAAGAUAUGUUUGCACUACAAACUAGUGAAAUAGAAAAUUCUAGAUUACAACAACAGUAUGAACAUGCAAAGAAAGUAAAUAAUCUUCAACAAUGUGAAAUAGAGUCUUAUUAUUCAAUGAUUAAAAUGAUGAGUACAACAUUACAAAAUUAUUAUAACAUGAUGAGAGGAUAUGGAACCAUGACAGAUACAAUGAAGGAAGAAUUUAAACAGCUGAUCAAAUUAUUGGAAGGAGUGAGAAAUAUAAAAUGGUCAGAUAUGGAAACAACUAAACAUGAGGAGUGUUUUUAUAACUUGACAUGCCUUAGUGUACCCCAUUUAAUGGAUCCCCUUAAUAGUAAGAUACCUAUAUAUGUAUUACAACCUUUAAAUGAUCAAGAUGCAUUGGAUGCAACUUUCAAUACAUUUUGUUCUGAAAAAGAAGUGUUUGAUACACAGAAUGUAACUAUCACAUUGGAAGAAGAAUCAACCAUGGAUUGUAAUACUGAUAUGAAAGUAAUAAAGGAAAAUACAGAAGAAGGACAAAAUGUAAAUUGUAUACAAGAAAAAGUUAAAAAGCGUGUCCUUUCAGAUAAAAAUAAUAUGAAUGUAACAAAAACUCCUAUCAAACAAGCAAGGAAGAUAUCCCCUAAAUGUAAGGAUAUUACAAUCUGUACAAUAGGAAUUCAAGAUAAAGAAAAUAAAAAGUAUAUGCAAAAGCCACAUGUAACAAUGAGCGCUAAAAGUAUAACCAUAUUAAAUAAGUUAAAAGCAGAUAAACUCAAGAAAGAAAAUCUUGAUAUAAAUACAUCAAAUAGAGGAUUGAAAGCAGUAAGGGAGAAAGAAAGAAGGAGAUUAAUGUCAACGCAUCCCUAUCAAAAACUAAAAGAAAAACAAAAAUUCUGUCCAGUUCUACCUUCGUCAAAAAUUCCAUGAUAGCGAUAGUAAUAAUAUGAAAAGUAAUUUAACAACAAACAAAUGUAUAUGUAAUCUUUUAUGUUGGAGCCAGAAAGACAAUAGAUGGAGGUCUGACUAAAUAUUUUAUAUUUUUAGUGACAUAUAAGUACAAAAAAUUUAUAGCAUAAAGUAACAUUAUAAUAAGCAUAAAAAUGACAUUGUAAUAAGAAAAAUAAUAAUUAUAAAAUCUUGAAGAUGUUAGUUAUAAAAUUGAAAUUAUAUAAAAUUAUGCAAUGUUAUAAAGGUGCGAAUGUACCUUCCAAUUGUAUUUGUUUAGUAAAAGUAUUUGUGGAUUUA